AUCACAACAACAUGCAUUAACUGUCCUGUCUACCAACAGCUACCACUGCUUUUUAUACACCACUAAUUCUAUUCUUAUCCCCAAAUUUUCACACAGUGACGGACAAAAAAUGUCUCGUAACCAUAGCGAUAUUGACAAGAUUCACUCGACCUCGCAAUCGGACAUUGACGAGAUCGAGAACCUCAUCUACUCCCAACCCUCCCACGUCCGCCCGGCGCACAACUCAAUCGCCUCCACUUACCCUCAGCCCCCGCCUCCCUCUUUUAUCCCCUCCAAUCUCCCUCCACCCACCAAUCUGAAGCCGAACCCGGUCCCUUCAGUCCCCUCCACAGUCCCACAACUCUCUCCUCGCUCUUCCGAGUCUGGUGGUCGUAUUUCAGUAACCGGCUUUGGGCCGCCUCCAAACAGACUAACGGAACCAGUUUGGAAUACUGUUAAGAGAGACUUGUCCAGGAUCAUCAGCAAUUUGAAGCUGGUGGUUUUCCCGAAUCCUAAUAGGGAGGAUCCUGGAAAGGCUUUGAGAGAUUGGGAUCUCUGGGGGCCCUUCUUCUUCAUUGUUUUCCUCGGUCUCACUCUUUCCUGGUCUGCCUCCGUUAAAAAGGUGUUGCAGCUUGUAUGAUAGUAUGAUUAACAUUUUAUUGCAAUAUUAAACCCAGUCAUCUGAAUUCUUAUCUUGCACUGACAGUAUAUUGUCAUAAAACUUGGAGACCCAAAAGCUAGCCAUUGAGCUUGGAAAACCCAAGCUAUAUAAACCACGUAAAGGAAGGCCAUGCUUUCAACGUGGGAUUCAGGUGCCCAUACACUCCAAUGUGAACCAUGACAAACUCGGCGUCCGUGUCGAGCAGGUGUUCAUACACCCUAAGUGGUAACCGAGACCAGAAGACCUGAUGCCUAUGCUAGAUUCUAAAAGCUAACCACUGAGGUUGAAGAAUCCAAAUUUAUAUAAACCACGCAAAGGAAGCCCAUACUUCCGAUGUGGGAUUUAGGUGCCCAUUCACCCCAAUGGGAACCAUGACAAUAUUUGUACUAUGUUAUUGUGUCUAGGCUUUUAACAUGAUGUCCUUGUAAUUGGGUUUGUGUGGAUUGAAUUGCAUUCAUCCCAGGGGUUUUUUCAAAUAGAUUUGUGCAAUAUUUUACUAGUAAUGUGAGUUACAUUUCAUGACA
This is a messenger RNA of Olea europaea var. sylvestris, 1164 nucleotides long. RefSeq lists its product as uncharacterized. The record is from RefSeq and is a predicted model, not a curated record. Gene Ontology annotation, biological process: endoplasmic reticulum to Golgi vesicle-mediated transport. Gene Ontology annotation, cellular component: trans-Golgi network. Bases 110 to 619 code for a protein of 169 amino acids. NCBI's taxonomy places the organism in Eukaryota, Viridiplantae, Streptophyta, Magnoliopsida, Lamiales, Oleaceae. The transcript has a single exon.